Messenger RNA from Penicillium manginii, 1185 nucleotides. RefSeq lists its product as uncharacterized. The coding region runs from base 1 to 1185 and encodes 394 amino acids. The record is from RefSeq and is a predicted model, not a curated record. The transcript has a single exon. NCBI's taxonomy places the organism in Eukaryota, Fungi, Ascomycota, Eurotiomycetes, Eurotiales, Aspergillaceae.
AUGGCAGAUAUGACUUUGGAGCAAGUGGAAAUGGGUUGUUCUACGCAGAAUGUGCAGCUUCAAGCAAAAGGACGUCCCUUAACGGCUCUGCCUUGGGGAUAUCGACAGGCGCCCAGCUCCAGGAGUCGCUUUUUCGCAAAGCUACCAGCGGAAAUCCGGACUCGGAUUUACCGACAAGCUUUUGGCGAUCGAGUCUUCCACAUCAACUUACAUAUCUGUGUUGCCGACUGUUGGAGAAUCAGAGGUAGAUCGCGGGAUUCAGCAAACACCCAGAUCAAAGAGAUACCAUCGAACAGGGCGAGCUGCGAUGACAGAUAUUGGUGGGGAAGUGCUUGCAAUCACUCAAAUUUAGGUUCAAAGAGUAACUUGUGUACCGAUAUUCAUGGUGCCCAUUUUAUUAUCGAUCAAGCUACGCCGUCCAGGAUGACGUCAAUUGGCGUUAUGGGUUGGCUACUCAGCUGUCGACAAGCGUAUGUGACCCCAAUAGAAGACUCGUACGCCUAUCGUUUACUGACUUCAAGUUUGUAUCGCAGUUACAUCGAAGCGGCCGAGAUUCUUUAUUCGAACACGUUCCAUUUCGCAGGAAAUGCGCCUCUCCGCGACUUUACUCAGCGAGUUCCUCCACACAGCCUUGCCUGCAUGAAAGGAUUAAUCCUUAAUCCAGUGGGAAUCGAGCCCGAUGGUCAACACGGUGUUGGUAACAUAUCGAAUCAUGCUUCUAGUAUUGGGGAGCUUGAGCGGGUUGCCUCAAUCCUUGGAUCGGGCUCAUUUCAAAACCUACAAGAGUUGGAUGUGAAAAUCAUUGAUUUAUUGGGGCAAGAGUCUGUCUUCACCGAAGACACAGAUAAACAGACACGACGAACACUUGCAGUCUUUGAUAAGCUCCUACCUAGAAUGAGUCUGCGAUUUCGACGACUUCAAAUUUACCUGGAGGAUGUAUUAUACGAGGCUGCUAGAAAGAUGACCGAAAUCAGCGAUAAGAAUUUGCUUAAGGAGGGAACGAAAUGCAAAACACCCGAGUUACAUGGCAAGCGCGGAUUCUGGCGAUCAGUUCUAGAUACGCAUCAUCUAUCUUCGGGAUAUUGGGUGGCACAAGACAAUUGGCAGCGCCAGUGUAUGGGCCGUGUCAGUCGGGCUUCAUCUGGCUCGGUUUCUCAGGGGUUAAGAAGGCUUGUUAAAUUUUGA